AGGGAGUACAACCAGAUCAACGGGUGAGAUCUCUUCUCUGCAUUCCCAAAUGUCCCUCGUCCGCCGCCGCCUCCUCUCCACCGCGGUGGCGGUUGUCGCUGCUCGCGGCCCACCGCCAGUCCGCGUCGCCUUGACGGACUCAGCCGGCCGCGGAGUCUUCGCUACCCGUCCCAUCGCCACCGGCGAGGUCCUCCACUCGGCGCAGCCUCUCGUCACCCAUCCGUCCCGCUCUCUUUUCCACGAGGUAUGCUACCGCUGCCUCAAGAGGAAAGCGGGGAAGGGCGACGACUCCAGAGGGGACUGCUACUUCUGCAGCGACGCCUGCCGGGAGCACGCCGAGGGAUUCCAUGGGAUUGAGAAGAAGGCUGACUGGUCUUUGUUAGAUGACCACUGUAGUUCACGUGGUCUGAAGUACCCAUACAUGGUCAAGCGGCUAGCUUGCAUGGUUAUAUCAGGAGAUGUCGGUGCAGAUUGUCUUGACAUUCUUCAGCCAGCCCAAUUGCACCAGGAUACAAUUAUUGAGAUGGAAGAGGAGUUCGAAUUAUUGAAGUCCACUUUUAGGAAGGCAGGGUUUCAGGAAGAACUCACCACUUUUUUGACUAAACAAUGGUACAUCAAUGUACUUGCAAGAAUACGUGUAAAUGCAUUCCGUAUUGAAUUGGUUGCAAGUUCAUAUGAGGAUCUUCUAUCCUCAGCAGUAGCCUCGGUAACAUGUGAUGCAUCAGUUGGCAAUGCUGUAUAUAUGCUCCCCUCGUUCUACAACCAUGAUUGUGAUCCAAAUACCCACAUAGUUUGGCUGGAAAAUGCAGAUGCUAAAUUGAAUACCCUUCGUGAUAUUGAUGAAGGUGAAGAGCUGCGCAUCUGCUACAUUGAUACAAGCAUGAAUGUGAACGCCAGGCAGAAGAUUCUCACUGAAGGAUUUGGCUUCCAGUGCCGUUGCCAACGGUGCUUAUCUGGGGACUAAAAUUCAUGUUUUGCCUUAGUGGUCGCUUCCCUCGACUUGUGUGACAUCAGUUUCUGCUAUGGUUCAUUGAAUUCUCAUAAGGUGGCCGACCAUGAGGACUGCACCUCUGCAUCUGAUGAAGCAAGUAGGCACCAACACUUGAAGGUUCCUCUGUCAAGAUAUGCCCCCAGUGUAAAGUGAACCAGUAGAGUCCAAAUACUAGGCAGUUUUUUAGGCUGCCCCCAAUUCUACAUGGCCUUGUCACCAUCUUGCCGGAAUUGUCGUUGACUAAGUGCUAAAGAUUGUAAGUUGACAAUGUAAGAUCAUUUGGUGUUCGUUUGAUGCCAUUGUUGAAUUUUCAGACAUGUAUUCAGUCUUGACGCAUUCUCUA
Hordeum vulgare subsp. vulgare (domesticated barley) is the source of this 1334-nucleotide messenger RNA. RefSeq names its product histone-lysine N-methyltransferase ATXR4. NCBI's taxonomy places the organism in Eukaryota, Viridiplantae, Streptophyta, Magnoliopsida, Poales, Poaceae. Gene Ontology annotation, molecular function: protein binding. The record is from RefSeq and is a predicted model, not a curated record. Gene Ontology annotation, cellular component: nucleus. Bases 50 to 964 code for a protein of 304 amino acids. The transcript has 8 exons.